AUGUAUAUUCUGGCCAACCCAACCAAAUAUGACACUAACAUGAACAAAACAUUAAUGGUCUUGUCGUACAUGAGGGAAGGGACGGCAUCGCUCUUUGCCCAGAAAUAUUACUUUGAUAGAGAACUCCGAGAAUACAAAGCAACGGAGACCAAAUUGACAUGGGGAACGUUCAAAGCUUUUUUAAAAGAAUUAGCCGAAUCAUUCAGAGACGAAAGCCUCGAACAAAAGGCGAGGCAGAAGCUGUUCACCAUAAGAAUGGGAAAACAAUCCGUAGACGAAUUUGUCACGGACUACCUCAUAACAGUCGGAGAAAGCGGAUUUGAUCUAGAAUCCACUGUCGACUACUUCCACCGAGCCAUACACCCGGAAAUCCUUAAACAGAUUUACCGGCUCCCAGAAAUGCCGACCACCAUGGACAAUUGGAGCAUAAAAAGCUCUGUACCCUCUAUUCUGGUUCAACAGAACAACCCCUUUUGCUACAACUCGUCAAAUGCUCCCUCUUCCAUAAAUAACUCUGUCGUCCCGAUGGCCGUCGACUCAGAACAAAACAAGUUACGAAUGGAGGGUGGGUGUUUUUAUUGCCGUCAGAAAGGACAUAUGGCGAACCAAUGCCCUGCUAGGGGUUCGUCUAGGAUACAUGAAGGGUCAAUUGGACAUGUUCAACAGAGUGGUGGAAAGAUGGGGUACCGCCCGGCUCAGGCCAGUGGAAGGAUGGCAGCAGGAGGAGGGAGCUAUGGCCGAGCAUUCUCGGCAAAAGCUCAGAGCAGUGAUACAAGAAGCGCUACGAUCCAGGGUGGAAGUGUAGUGACGACUAACCCAUUCCAAGCCAGGCUCGCAGCGCGGCAAGCCUACGCAUCCGGACCGGAUGAAGCUAUACAUCAGGAGGAGCCUAAGAUUAGCCGAGAAGAAAUCAAGAGGUUCAUAGGCAAGCUGAGAUGGGAUGAACAAGAAGCGCUCCUUCAGGAAUUGAGUGAAGGAAGCAGGCAAAAGGAAUUGGAUUUUUAA
Molecule: messenger RNA, 1005 nt
Organism: Heterobasidion irregulare TC 32-1
Lineage: Eukaryota; Fungi; Basidiomycota; Agaricomycetes; Russulales; Bondarzewiaceae
Exons: 3
Coding region: 1-1005 (334 amino acids)
Molecular function (GO): zinc ion binding; nucleic acid binding
Source: RefSeq, a predicted model, not a curated record